AUGUUCUCUGUGUUUGUUUAUAUAAAUUUAUUUUUUUUUUUAUUCUUCUUUCUUAUUUUUUUGAGAGAUAAAUUUUAUGAAUAUAAAGAUGACAGAAAAAAAGAAAUAGAAAUUGGAGUAGUUUUAGGAUCUGGUGGGCACACAUUUGAGAUAAUUGAAAUAUUGAAAACAUUAAAAAACUAUAAUAAUAUUAUUUUUAAUUUUUUUUAUGCAAGCAAUGAUUUUUUUAGUAAAAUUAAGGUAGAAAAAAAGUUAAAAAAUUAUAAAAAAAAAUUUUUAGUAAUUCCAAGAUGUCGAAACGUCGGUGAAUCAUAUAUGAUGUCUUUCAUAAAAUUUGUUUAUGCUUUCAUAUAUUGUGUAUAUUUAACAUAUAAAAUGAAUAAUAUGAAGUUAAUUAUAGUAAACGGACCAGGAACAUGUUUACCUGUUGUUUUUUCAUUAUUAUUUAGAAAAUAUAUAUUUUUUAAAACAAUUAAAAUAGUUUACAUAGAAAGUAUAUGUAGAAUAUAUUCACUAUCUUUAACAGCUAAACUAUUAUAUCUUUUUACUGACUUAUUUGUUGUGUUUUCUGAAUACUUGGAGAAAAAAUAUAAAAAAGCUAAAUAUUAUGGUUAUUUAUUCUAA
Molecule: messenger RNA, 624 nt
Organism: Plasmodium relictum
Lineage: Eukaryota; Apicomplexa; Aconoidasida; Haemosporida; Plasmodiidae
Product: dolichol-linked oligosaccharide biosynthesis enzyme, putative
Exons: 1
Coding region: 1-624 (207 amino acids)
Biological process (GO): dolichol-linked oligosaccharide biosynthetic process
Cellular component (GO): UDP-N-acetylglucosamine transferase complex
Source: RefSeq, a predicted model, not a curated record